Messenger RNA from Drosophila hydei, 996 nucleotides. RefSeq lists its product as uncharacterized. Lineage: Eukaryota; Metazoa; Arthropoda; Insecta; Diptera; Drosophilidae. The transcript has 5 exons. Gene Ontology annotation, biological process: mesoderm morphogenesis. The record is from RefSeq and is a predicted model, not a curated record. Gene Ontology annotation, cellular component: extracellular region. Gene Ontology annotation, molecular function: heparin binding; growth factor activity. The coding region runs from base 100 to 924 and encodes 274 amino acids.
UUGAAAUAAAAAAAUUAUUUUUUAUAGCUUCAUUAAUUGUGUUUUUAGCUUAAGCUUCACGAAAAAUCAACCGAGUGCAUUAACUUCAGCAAGUCUGAAAUGUUGAUUUCAACUCGCGUAACUUUACGGGCGAUUGUCCAUUGCCUGUUGGCCAUGUUGGCGCUGCUGACAACGCUUACCCAAGGCCAUGGUCAUCGUGGAGGCGGUAAGACUCAUUCGGCAGCAUUGGCGCGACUCGCCAGUGGUGCAAGCCUGGUCCUUGAAAGCUACUCCGGCGACGUUAUAGUGCGGCCAGCGCGUGAAGCGGACCCUGAUAAGUUGCUGCCUGUGGCAACGACUCCGGUGACGGGUGGUAAUAAACGUGUGAAGAACAACAGAAAAUCAAACAAGGCAAAUAACCAGAUGCAACGCGCUGAUGCAGCCGGUGCUCGCAAGCCGGGCUCAAAGAAGUCACCUGCAACCGGCGGCAAGGAGCAGCGACCAAAGCCACAGACCGAGGAGCAUCAGCAGCAUCAUCACCAUCGUGCGAACAAGAGAUCAGGAGCCAAAGCAAAGACAUCAGAAAAUGGACAAUCCUGUGAUUAUGCCAAAAGUGCUUGGUCGGAAUGCGAUGCCAAGACCAACAUGCGCACGCGUACGAUAACUCUGAAGAAGGUCAUGCCCAACUGCCAGCCCACUCGGUCCAUACACAAAAAGUGCAAGAAAUCCUGCCGAUAUGAUAAGGGCACCUGGUCGGAGUGCAAAGCUGGGCAAAUGACACGGGAAGAUAAGGUCAAGGUUUCGGAGGACGGCAGCCAUCAGAGCUGCGAUCUUGUGCGCACAAUCAAUAAGAAGUGCAAUCCAGGUGCAGCCAGCGGCGGUCGCUCAAGCAAAGUGCGCAAGCACAAGGAGAAAGGCACACGUCAGACAUCGCCUCCGGCUUGAGGCGUUGGGGCACAGAUCUAAAUCAACAUAGUAUUUAGCAACAUACACGGAAAACAUUAAUAGCGUUAAGAU